Molecule: messenger RNA, 2747 nt
Organism: Chelonia mydas (Green sea turtle)
Lineage: Eukaryota; Metazoa; Chordata; Testudines; Cheloniidae
Gene: STOM
Product: stomatin
Exons: 7
Coding region: 111-965 (284 amino acids)
Cellular component (GO): plasma membrane
Source: RefSeq, a predicted model, not a curated record
GGGGUCUGGCGCCGGGGCCGGCCCCGGGGCGCUCAGCGCUGAGGGAAGCGGCGGCGUGCGGCCAGGCGGCGGAGCGGAGCGGCGGGUAGCGGUUCGCAGCGGACGCGGCUAUGGCGGACAAGCAGGGAGCGAGAGCGGACCGCAGCCGGCAGGUCCCGGACACUUUCAGCGAAGAGAUCAACCCUGGCCUUGGUGUGUGUGGAUGGCUGCUAGUGAUCUUUUCAUUCUUCUUCGUCCUUAUUACCUUUCCAAUCUCAAUCUGGCUGUGCAUAAAGAUCAUAAAGGAAUAUGAGCGAGCCAUCAUCUUUAGACUUGGACGCAUCGGAAGGGGGGGAGCAAAAGGACCAGGUCUAUUCUUCAUCCUGCCCUGCACAGACAGCUUCAUCAAGGUGGAUAUGAGGACAAUCUCAUUUGAUAUACCUCCUCAGGAGAUCCUUACCAAGGACUCUGUGACAGUUAAUGUGGAUGGAGUGGUUUAUUACAAAGUUCAGAAUGCCACCCUGGCUGUUGCAAAUAUCACAAAUGCUGACUCGGCCACCCGGCUCCUGGCACAAACCACCCUGAGGAAUGUUCUGGGGACCAAGAACCUCUCUCAGAUCCUGUCUGAUCGAGAAGAAAUUGCACACAGCAUGCAGGUCACACUCGAUGAGGCAACAGAUGAAUGGGGGAUUAAGGUGGAACGUGUGGAGAUUAAGGAUGUGAAGUUACCAGUCCAGCUACAGAGAGCAAUGGCUGCUGAAGCAGAAGCUGCCCGGGAGGCAAGAGCCAAGGUAAUUGCGGCUGAGGGUGAAAUGAACGCCUCCAGGGCCCUGAAAGAAGCCUCUAUAGUUAUUUCAGAGUCCCCUGCUGCCCUUCAGCUUCGUUACCUUCAGACUCUGACCACCAUCGCUGCAGAGAAGAACUCCACCAUCGUCUUCCCCCUGCCCAUAGACAUGCUGCAGGGCAUCAUAGGUGCAAAAUGCUAAACUUGUUGGGAUGUAGUGGAAGAGGGAUCUUCCCCAGCAGGGCUGAUCUGUGAAAACAAUUUAGCUGUUAAAGCUUAAAGCAAUGUUCGCAGAGGGGAUCUUUAAGGGGGCCUUUUUUGUGUGAUACUUGAGUGUGUAUGUGACUGAUCAAAAUCUUCCGCAGUUUAUAUAAACAAACUCUACUCUUAAUUUAAAAUAGAUGCUUAUUUUAAUGUUCCUGUGGAUCACAAGCUUUUGUAACCUGCACACACAUCCUGUUUGCAAAUGGUAUGACCACUUUGUGUGACAAGCUCAGUUUUGGAAGGGCUGUGAGAUGAUCACUCACCAGAGAAGUGGUUACCUCUCAUCAGCCACACACACUCUCUGAGGUGAUGUUCCCUUUAGAGAAAAGGGUCCCUAGCGCUGGGUGUGGAGGGAAAAUGGCCCCUUACCACUUGCUUUGUGGCCAAUAGCCUUCUAAGUUGGAAUCUCUUGGAAGCCACACAGACUGCUCCUUCAGUUUUUCCCAUUUGCUCAAGUAAAACAAUGCGUAUACUCAAUAUCUCUGAAAAUCAGGUCAGUGGCUUCUUAAAAUGGAGUCUUCCCUCUUGCAAGAUGCAGCAGUUUGCCAGCACUGCUGAAAUGAAACUUUCCACCCCUGUAACAGCAGAAAAGGUAUGAGCACACUAUAGUUAUAGAUACGUUUGUAUACGCUAUCCAGUUGUCACAGUUUGUGUGGCUGUCUAUUGGUUAAUGCCUUUUUUUAAAGCACUUAAAAUGUCUCUGGAUCUGCCUUUAUUUGUGCAUCCUCUUUUUCAAGGAAUGUUCCUUUUUUUAAAAAAAAAAAAAAUUCUGAGUUUCAUUUGUAAAUAAGUAGCCUUUUUGGUCUUGAUUUUAAAUAUGCUUGUAAACAAUUCGAAGUGCUAUAUGUUAGUCCUAAGACUUGCAUCUCUUGCAAAUAAGGUAAUUUUAAAGUCUUGUACUUCAUUUUUUAUAAAAGAUCUAUAUGCAGCUUUUCUGUCCGGUAGAGGAAAUUUUUGACUAUUCUUACGUGUUUUUUGCUGAAAAGCAACAUUUGACAUUUAACACUUACAGUUGUGAUUGCAUACUAUGUGAAGAUUUCAUAACCUUUUACAUUUUGUCUUGGUAAUCUUAGUGCAGUGUAUGUGUGGUACAAAUUAAACAUUUCUAUGUUCCAGUGAUAACUCUGCUAGCAUCAUUAUCUUGUUUUAAAGAAUCAUGCAAGAAAAGACAAUUAGCUAUUUGGUCCACCAUUUCAAAAUUCAGUCAACUCCCCUCUUUUUCUGAUCUCAAAAUUGGAUUCCUUAUUUGUAGUUUGGAUUCGCUUUGACUCCCUUACUAAUGUAAUACUAGAAGUUUCAUUGCUUUGAUUUUUACAAUUGGUUUUGCUCUGUGCAGUGCUACUGGUUUUACAAAUCUGUCUCAUCUGACAAAGCAAAUGAUCACAACAGAGAGAGCAAACAGGCAAUAAAUAUUCUCACCGUGAUUUGCUAAAUCAGAAGCACAUGGCUUCUUCAGUUCUGCUCAUCCUUGCCUUCAUGUGUAUAUCUGUGAAAUGCACAGCCAUAUCUUGCACCUGUUUAGCAGAUGUAAUUAGAGAUUGUGGUGAGAUGUUGAGUCAGAUUCUGCACUGGAACAACUCCACUGAACUGGGCCCCUCAUCUUUAAGCAUGGGUAGCUGGAGUGCAGGACAAAAAUAAACAUAAAGAAAAUGAUGCAUGGAUUCCAGAAGUGCCCUUGUUCUCACACUGCCCUUAAUAAAGUAUGUAUUUUCUUGUUUAA